CGUUGAUACGUCUAUUCUUGAAGUCGUCUGUGUACUUUUGCGGACAUUUCUUGGUUCAAAGAGAGAACUGUACGUACUGCCAGCAUACGUUCAGGAGCCAAUACAAUGACAGAAACGAACCACAGAAACUAAACAAGUAUAACCGGCCUAUUUGAGCAACUCAAGAUGGUCUUAGAAACUAUUUCAAGAAUAAUAAAAAUCCAACUUCCAGCCUAUCUAAAGAAGUUGCCGCUCCCGGACACUAUCGGUGGUUUUGCAAGGUUAACAGUGUCUGAGUGGCUGCGGUUGCUGCCUCUCCUGGGUAUCCUGGCUUUGCUUGGCUACUUGACUAUUCGUCCAUUCCUGCCGAAGAAGAAGAAGCAAAAAGACAGUUUGAUCAACCUGAAGAUCCAAAAAGAAAACCCCAAAGUGGUUAAUGAGAUAGAUAUUGAAGACCUCAACUGUGCAAAUGUUUGUUACUGUCGCUGCUGGCGCUCUAAAACUUUUCCUGUUUGUGACAAGUCACAUUUAAAGCACAACGAGUUAACUGGAGACAACGUGGGACCGCUGAUACUCAAAAAGAAGAUACUUUAAUCAGUUACUAAGGGGACUUUCUCUCUCGCUUCCCUUUUCCUUUCUUAAUAGUUUGGAGAUUUGUCACCUGUAUUUAGUUUUUUCUCAUAAAAAAACACUUUAACUGUAUGUACUUUAAACACGUUUUAGUCAAGUUGUUGGGACCACUUUGAGAUAAAACGUUGCAUUGUAAUUUCAACCAGGUGGUGAAUAAUAACAAAAGAAUGAGGGUGGAGGUUUGUUCAGUUGAACUUCUUUAGACGGCUGUUUUAAUUAAAUUCAAAAUAGCUAGUUCAAACUGGAUUAAACAUUUUGUACAGUAGGUUUUCAUGCAGGACAAUUCUCAUGUAGCGUUCAGUCGUCUUUAACCCUUCCUUCCUUUACUCGGCUUCCCUGUUCUCUUUAGCCAAAAAAACCCCUACUAUGUUUAAUAAUCUUAUAAGCUAUUGUUUUUAUUGGAUGUUACCUAUGGUCUUUGAUAGAAUUUUCUAGAAAUGCUAAAUGCUAAAAGUUUUGCAUUUUAUAUUCAGUUGUCUUAAAUCAUUUCAAAACACAGCAGUAAUAUUCCGAUUAAUCUUCACUAACCUUCAGAGGUAGCGCAAUGUUUCACUAUCUUUGUCAUGAUACACUUGACUUCCUGCUGGAAUGUUUUCUUUAUUUGUAAUUCAUCUGUAAUAUUUUCUACAUAAAGGGUUCAUGUUUAAGAGAGAAGCCAAUGGAGUGUGGAUGACUUUGUUGGCAAAUUGUUCAAAAUUUUCUAUGACUCAGCAGUUAUACAGAGUACAGCCCUCUUUUUUAA
Cynoglossus semilaevis (tongue sole) is the source of this 1351-nucleotide messenger RNA. RefSeq names its product CDGSH iron sulfur domain 2 (gene cisd2). NCBI's taxonomy places the organism in Eukaryota, Metazoa, Chordata, Actinopteri, Pleuronectiformes, Cynoglossidae. The transcript is spliced from 3 exons. Bases 166 to 573 code for a protein of 135 amino acids. The record is from RefSeq and is a predicted model, not a curated record. Gene Ontology annotation, cellular component: intracellular membrane-bounded organelle; mitochondrial outer membrane. Gene Ontology annotation, molecular function: 2 iron, 2 sulfur cluster binding. Gene Ontology annotation, biological process: autophagy of mitochondrion; regulation of autophagy.